CUCCGUUGCCGGCUGCCCAGAAAUCCCUUAAACUGUCUCUGAGCUGUCCACCUGGAGAGAGACAAAGGAGACUGUUCUUUUCCAGUCAUCCGGCGUCCCUCAAUUAUCACUCUGGGCAAGAUGCUUCCAAUAUCCUGCCCGCUGCUCAUGGCAGCCCUGGCCACGGGAGUUCUGGCGGCCCAGCAGGACAUUGUCAUGUGGCCGUGGAUGAAUCCCGACUCGAUGAGUGCCUCUCUGGAUGUUGACUCGACCUGCUUGAACGCCCUGAUCGAGAAAGAAGACUGGCAAGGACAACAGCCUGCGUAUGACGCCGAUGACUACUGCACCUAUGGUGGCCCGAGCUUGGACAUGCCCAAGUGCGCAGAUCCAGACUUUGACCUAUCCGUCGUGCCACCAAGUACGAAUAGCAUGGUCAGAUUGUAUUCGACGGAUCUGGUAUGGAUUAUACUCACCCUGAUCACCACGGCCGCCGCUGCUUGCCCGCCUCUGACAUGUAUCACGCCACAGCUUUGCAGCAAUUGGUUCCCCCAAUACUUCCAUGGCCGACUGGCAAGUCCGUUCUUGACCGAGGGCGGAGACACCGACUAUCUCCUCGAUCAGUGGACAGACAUUCAGUCGGCCUGUGGAAAGGACAUGCCCGCCAUCACCGCCUCCAAGACACUGUAUUUUGAUGAGUGGUCCAGGUAUGCCACUGCGACACCUACUAUCCUCACCGCCAGGAAAAGAAAGGCCAAGCGUGAGGCCACACCAAACGUCUAG
Parathielavia appendiculata is the source of this 759-nucleotide messenger RNA. RefSeq lists its product as uncharacterized. The transcript has 4 exons. Lineage: Eukaryota; Fungi; Ascomycota; Sordariomycetes; Sordariales; Chaetomiaceae. The record is from RefSeq and is a predicted model, not a curated record. Bases 121 to 759 code for a protein of 212 amino acids.